ACCAAUCAUUUCAAAGGUAAACAAAUGAGGAGCUCAGUGCUAAGUGCAGCGGCUCAGUGUGUGACUCGUCGCUGCUGUGUGGAGUUUGUCCGAGUGGCUGUAAUUAAAUAUAAAGUCAGGAAAAGAUUUGUAAUCAGUAAAGUCCCAGUGAAUCUUUUGGGAGUAAAACCAGAAGUUCAGUUAUGGAUCUUUAUUGUUUCCUUCUCUUAAUCUGACGGCAAACCAGAUGAAAAUGGGAAACGGGAUAUCCGGUUCCAAUCUUCCUUUCUGGAAGUCUCUGCACAUUACAAUUUUGGGUCUGGACUCUGCAGGCAAAACUACUGUCUUGUACAGACUGCAGUUUAAUGAGUUUGUGAACACUGUGCCUACUAAAGGAUUUAAUGCAGAGAAGGUAAAAGUGGCCCUUGGUCGCUCCGGGAGGGUGACCUUUCACUUUUGGGAUGUUGGGGGUCAGGAGAAGCUUCGUCCACUCUGGAAGUCCUACACUCGCUGCACUGAUGGCAUCGUGUUUGUGGUCGACUCUGUGGAUGCAGAGCGGAUGGACGAGGCCAAAACCGAACUUCACAAGCUUGCACAUGCAUCAGAGGGUCAAGGUGUACCAAUGCUUAUCGUUGCAAAUAAGCAGGACCUGAGGAACUCUAUGACGCUGCCAGAAAUUGAGAAGAUGCUGGCACUGGGAGAACUUGGCACCUCCACCCCAUGGCACUUGCAACCUUCGUGUGCUAUAAUCGGCGAUGGUUUACUAGAGGGACUCGAAACACUGUAUAAUAUGAUCCUCAAACAAAAGAAGAAGCUAAAGCAGCAGAAAAGGAAGUAAAUUGAAAUAUUCAGAAAGCAAUAGAAAUGGGUUUAUACAAUGGUGCUGUGUGAUUGACGACUGAGUUUUAUCAGUUUCAUAGUCCAAUGGUUUGUUAGUUGAAGCCCAUGGCUUUAAAUGGAUUUCUAUUAGACUGUGGGUGGAGAAUGGAAGAGACUUUAUUUUUAAAUACUGUGCAGGUUGAACAUUUAUUAUUUGAAGUGUGUUGGAACACCGAUGAAGGAAGUGGGUGUUGGGGUGUGCCGGUUGUGAGAACUAUACGUAUAGGACCGAGAAAACUUAAAAUUAAGGAUCCAUGAAGAUUUGCUGAUUUUAAAUUGACUGUACAGUAUUUAGAUAUUUUUUAAGCUGGUCUUUAACACUGCAACUCAUUUAGGAUUUUAUUUUAUUUUCUUGCCGAAGAUGAAACCUUUUGUGUAUUGUUUACAAGCACUUUAGAGGACAUGCUUACUUUAUGUAAACAUCUGAGAAUAUUUAGUGAAUAUUUUAUUAAUCCAAAUAAAUAUUUCUCUUGCAAAAGUCGGUUUAACGUUUUUUUCACACCCCGAUGUUGACUGCUGAUUUGUAAAUGUUGAUAAAGAAUACUAGUAAGAAUUCAGUUCCACCUUUGUACAUCAGUGAUUUUGACAUGCUGUAGACAUGUUUCAAACAGCCUACAGUGUUUUUAAAAUUCCUUACAGCCUUAUGAUCUUUUGAUUUCUGUUUUAUUUCAUUUCUUUACACCUUGCAAGACAUAUUGUGGCUAUUAGCUCAUUUGCAAUGGUGUUGACCUAAAGACAAAAGUGCAAUCAUAAAAUAUUAUAUAGUUAUGUAAUACCUGUUUGGUCAUACACUCAAUGUUCCUAAUAAAGUUAAUGUAAAAGACAGUUUCAUUAGAAUGUGCUUGACAGCAAUUGUGUUGAAGUUGACUUCAUAUUAUCGUCUAAAACCAAGGUAGCUGUGUGGUGUUGAGCGAUUUAUGUAGACUAGCAUUAUAAGUACUAAAUAGCCUUGGAACACUUUAACCACAUACUGUACUAUUAACAUCUUGUGAACAAACUGUGGCAGAGGUGUGUGUGUGGAAGAGGGCCAAAGGGCAGUGGUUUUCCAGCAUUGUUUAUCUGUGACUCAGUCUUCAGUUUUGUAGCAUGAGUGUAACCUCUGAAACAAAGGCUUAUCUCAAUUUCCAGUUAGAUCAUCAGAUUUCAGAGUCCUGCAGUUAGUUAGCUGAGUGCUUCUCAGUAGAGAGUGUUUUGUUUCUUUUUGAAUAAAUAAAAGUUCAAAUGGAUAAAAUUUGAACUCUUACAAGCUAGAAAAUACUGUUUGUGUAUGAUGUGAUGGAUUGUGUGGUAAUAUAUCAUGGGAACUCUGGUAUAACAGGGAGAAGUUUUGUGCCAUAACCUACACAAACAAUCCAGGCAAGUCAAACCAGUCUGAGCUGGACUUUGUUACAUGCUGCUUUGCUUUACAUAGAGUUUGUUUAUAGUGCUAUAGAUAGGAAACUCCAAGAUUGACCAAAGAGAUAACAGCGUAAAAAUAGUCAAGAAAAUAUCAGUGUAUCAAAAUAUCUUUCACCCAAAUAGCUGCCAUGAGUCAUACUCGUAUAAAAGUUAUUUUAAAGGUUUAAUAAAGUAUGCCAACGUAAUUGCUUCUUUCUUCAUAGUCGUUAUUGUGUAUUUCAUCAAAACAUACAUAGACAGAACAAAAUGUUAAGGCAUUCUUUAUAAAUUUCAGUUGACUAUAAUACUAUUAGAAAAAUAGGCCAUUUAAUCUAGAUAAAGAGUAAAGGGAAGUUUUUUUUUAAUUUUUUUAUUUUUGGGUCUUGUUCAGGCAGGAAAGAUGAGAACAUUUAUCUCCUUUACAAAAGGAAGGAGGUGGAAUGUGGCAGGAACUGUGUCAUGGGUUGAUUUUCAGGUUUCUUUGAAGAAAAUUGCAAAACCCAUAAAUACCCAUUAGAUACUAAAGAAGUUCCAGUAUACUGGAAACAAAAGCGAAUAAAAGUAAGGAAUAAAACAUGAUGGGGCCUGCUGUUAUAGGACAAUAAUGACAAAGCUUUCAACAACAUGUUUUUAUUCUACUUACACUACAGUAUUUGGCAAAGAUUAUAAUUUGUUCAUGAAUUAAUGAACACAGUGUGUGUAUGUAUGUAUAUAUAUAUUUUAAUUAAACUUAAUUUUAUUGAACGCCACAA
Molecule: messenger RNA, 2987 nt
Organism: Tachysurus fulvidraco (yellow catfish)
Lineage: Eukaryota; Metazoa; Chordata; Actinopteri; Siluriformes; Bagridae
Gene: arl4aa
Product: ADP-ribosylation factor-like 4aa
Exons: 2
Coding region: 227-817 (196 amino acids)
Biological process (GO): vesicle-mediated transport; intracellular protein transport
Cellular component (GO): cytoplasm
Molecular function (GO): GTP binding; GTPase activity
Source: RefSeq, a predicted model, not a curated record